Pectinophora gossypiella (pink bollworm) is the source of this 1340-nucleotide messenger RNA. It is a transcript of the gene Gadd45, whose product is annotated as growth arrest and DNA damage-inducible protein GADD45 alpha. The coding region runs from base 297 to 791 and encodes 164 amino acids. The record is from RefSeq and is a predicted model, not a curated record. Gene Ontology annotation, cellular component: nucleus; cytoplasm. The transcript is spliced from 2 exons. Lineage: Eukaryota; Metazoa; Arthropoda; Insecta; Lepidoptera; Gelechiidae. Gene Ontology annotation, biological process: regulation of cell cycle.
GGAAACCUUCGGAGCGAACACACAGCACUGCAGACAGCGAAGUUGUGAAAUUAUUGUGACAUAACUUUCGAGGUCGCGUGCCAUCGCCUAUCUGGAUUGCAAUCGUGAAGUGUUAUCAAGUGUUUGUGAAAUAAAAGAAAGAACUGAACUUUGUGAAUCUGUGAAAGAAGUACUUAGUGAAAAUCUCGCAAAGUUUUCAACAACUUGUGAGAAUAUCAGUGAAAAUUUCACCCAACUCAAGGAGAGUUUCAACAAUUUGUGACAAUUUCGAGCUUAAGAGCAUCAGAAGCAGCAAGAUGUACAACGAAACUGUUCCCCUCAAAAGUGAGACCUUCAGCGGCGUGGCUGCUAAAAGUCCUGUCAGCCAAUGCAUCAAAACGGUGUUAAGGCGAGCCUGUGUGGAGAAGAGGUUGACUAUUGGCCUUCUUCCCGCCAUACAGUACCUGUCAAACAACUGCAAUGGAGCCCUGUUCUGCUUGACGGCAGAAGCGCCCCCUGGAGACAGCGCAACACAUAUGCACGAAGUCCUGCUCCAGGCGUUCUGCGUCGAAAACGACAUUUACGUCAUCAAGGUGGAUUCUCAAGAGAAAAUGCGGAGACUACUCGGUUGCAGAAGCCAAUCGGUCGACUUUAGCUGCGUGUUGGUCCACUUCCCGUACACAGACCCUUUUACGGACAGCCAAGAAAUUGACCUGUCAGUAUUAACUGAAGCCGAAAGAGACUUGGUCGACCACUGCGAAAAUACUUGGGGAUACUCCCAGAUGCCAGUUAUCAAGCUACCAGAGAAGUGAAUAUCGAAAAACGGCUUUUGAAUAAGGAAAAAAAAAUAUGACCAUUUUUGGGUCCACGCCGUCGGUCGGCAGCCAUUUUCGGCUUUGGCGUAUAACGCCAUCUAGUGAUCACUCUUUGAACUAUUUUGCUUUGUAUAAUGUCUAGGGAAAAUUAGUUUUGAGCUAGACUUUUAAUGGAUUGUAUUGUACUUAUAAAGUAUUUGUAAAUUCUUAAAGGCGUAUUGUAAAGCCAAAUUUGUGGUUAGGAAGAUGUGUAGAAAUUCCAGUAAAUUUUGAUGAAAAAUUGUGUAAAAUUUUUGCUCAUUGUCAGCCAUUGUGAGACUUUUCUGUCUUUGUACUGUUUCAAAGUUUUCUAACAAAAUAAGAAUUAUUGGUAAACCUUGUAAGUCGGUUAUACAGCCUUUAAAUUACUUAAAGCAAUAUAGUAGUGAUAAAAGAGUGGUGGAGUGAAGUUGCGUUCAGUUUUAUACUUUUGAUAAGAUAAUAUAAGUACCUUUUUAAUUGUAAGACUUUGAAUACUGAAGAAAGUUAAUAAAAUUAUAUUUUGUA